Molecule: messenger RNA, 6821 nt
Organism: Monodelphis domestica (gray short-tailed opossum)
Lineage: Eukaryota; Metazoa; Chordata; Mammalia; Didelphimorphia; Didelphidae
Gene: HEATR1
Product: HEAT repeat containing 1
Biological process (GO): maturation of SSU-rRNA from tricistronic rRNA transcript (SSU-rRNA, 5.8S rRNA, LSU-rRNA); positive regulation of transcription by RNA polymerase I
Cellular component (GO): 90S preribosome; small-subunit processome; t-UTP complex
Molecular function (GO): snoRNA binding
Source: RefSeq, a predicted model, not a curated record
CGCGAGAUUAAGACCGGAAGUACACUUGGGCACCGACCUUUCCUUCCGGGUUAGAGCUCCGCCUCACAGUUCCCAUGUGCGGGGACAUUAGUGCCGAGUGUCUUCUUUUCGUGUAGUAACCACGCAUCUAACCGGUGGUAAAAGAUGACAUCUCUAUCCCAGCAACUGCAGCGUCUUGCUCUACCUCAAAAUGAUCCUAGUCUCUUGGCUAGGCAUGAAGUUGCAUCCUUACUGUUUGAUUGUAAGGAAGCAGCCAGCAUUGACAGAGAUACCAUCUUUGCUCUAGGAUGUACUGGCCUUGAAGAACUUACUGGAAUUGAUCCUUCAUUUCAGAAGUUUGAAUCAACUUUGUUCAGCCAGUUAGCAAAAAGCUUGGAGAGGAGUGUUCAGACCAAAGCAGUGAACAAACAGCUGGAUGAAAAUAUUUCAUUAUUUCUUAUACACUUGUCGCCUUAUUUCAUGCUUAAGCCAGCACAGAAGUGCCUAGAGUGGUUGAUUCAUAGAUUUCACAUCCAUCUUUACAAUCAAGACAGCCUCAUUGGUUGUGUUCUUCCAUAUCAUGAGACAAAAAUAUUUGUACGUGUUAUACAGCUCCUAAAAAUAAGUAAUCCAACCCAUAAAUGGAACUGGUUGGAUCCUGUAAAGAUGUCUGGGGUCCAUUUAGCCAAAGGAACUUUGGUUACCCAUUGCUACAAAGACCUUGGUUUCAUGGAUUUUAUUUGCAGUCUGGUAACCAAAUCUGUAAAGGUUUUUUCAGAAUAUCCUGGAAGUUCAGCUCAAUUGAGAGUCCUACUGACUUUUUAUGCUUCCACAAUUGUGUCAGCUCUAGUGUCUGCUAAUGAUAUAUCUGACACUUUAGUUGCUAAGCUUUUCCCCUAUAUUCAAAAGGGACUAAAGUCAUCUUUACCUGAUUAUAGAGCUGCAACCUACAUGAUAAUCUGUCAAGUUUCAGUGAAAGUGACAAUGGAAGAUACUUUUGUUCAUUCCUUGGCAUCACAGAUUGGUAAAACCUUGACCAAAAUCCCCUCUUUGAUCAAGGAUGGAUUAGGUUGCUUGAUUGUGCUUUUGCAGAGGCAGAAGACAGAAGGCCUUGGAAAAAAGCUAUUUGUUCACCUAUGUAAUGUUCCUGACCUUGUUUCCUUACUACAUGAAAUUUCAGUAUCAUAUGAUAUUGAUCCUCUUCUGCAUUACAUGCUUCCCCAUUUUGUUGUUGCUGUCAUUCAUCAUGUUACAGAAGAAGAAGAAACUGGGGAGCUGGACAAUCACAUUUAUGCAAGACUCUUAGAAGAAAUACUUAAAGAUAUAUCAUUGGAAAACAACUUAGAUCAUUUGUUGGCCAGCACUCUUCUUGAAGAAUACAUUUCAUACAGUUCACAGAAAGAAACAGAUUCUAAUGAAAUAUCACUACUCAAUGAACAAAUUCUUCCUCUCAUUAGACUUUUGGAAAGCAAAUACCCUAAGACAUUAGAUUUAGUAUUGGAAGACCAUCUGAAGGACAUUACAGAUCCCCAAAAGCAGGAAUUUUUUCAUCAAUUUAUUUCUCUCUCCACAAGUGGAGGAAAGUUUCAGUUUUUGGCAGAAUCUGAUACUUGCCUCAUGCUUAGCUUGAACCAUCCACUGGCUCCAGUGAGACUUUUGGCAGUUAACCAGCUAAAGAAUAUUAUGGGAACAUCAAAGGAGAGUAUUGAUGAUUCCUUCAUAAGAGAAGCUAUCAUAAUGCGUCUUGGUGAUGACAAUUUAGAUGUUGUUCUGUCAGCUGUGAAUGCUUUUGAGGUUUUCAAAACAGAGUUUUGCCCAGAAGAAACAGUUUCAAGUCUCUUGAGUCUUUUUCAAAGAGCAGAACUUUCACAGGAUGGGGCAUGGUACAAGAUACUUGAAUUAACAGCUGACAACCUAAUUAAGGAAGAGAUUCUGAAUGGAAAUGAGCAGUUACUAAAUCAAGUGAUUGUUCAUUUGCUGCCAUUUAUGGUUGUUACCAAUGACAGUUCAAAAUCCAAAGAGAUGAAAAUGGCUGUAUAUCUGUCAAAGUCAGGAAUUUGCUCUUUGCACCCUUUAUUGAAAGGAUGGAAAGAAGUUCUUGAAAAAGUGAUUAAAACCACAAAGCCUACAGAAUUGAUUGGUGUAGCAAAUAAGAAAAUGGUUCAGUUGUUGGCUGACAAUAUAGCUUCAGGGAAUCCUUCUUCAAUGUUACAGAUGGUGGAGGAUCUGAUAGCUGUUGGUGAAAAAGAAUGCUGUACAUUGAGACAGAAAGUAACUUCCCAAGUGGUCAUUUCAGUACUUGUCUCUUGCUCUUCCUCAUUAAAGGAAACUCACUUUCCAUUUGCAUUAAGAGUCUUCAAUUUGCUGGAAAGAAAAAUAAGAGAAGCUGAAGUUAUUACUUCUUUGAAAAUUCCACUUGAAUGUCAUUCUGAAAUAUUAGACAAAGGAAUUCCAGUGGAGAUAUGGAUUCAGUAUGUAGAAAAGCUCAACAGAGGUCAGAUGAUUGCUGAGGAAGAUGCAGUUAUGCUUGUGUUUUCAUUGAAAAACUUUAUUCAAGUCUUGAAGCCUCCUAAAUCUUUUCUUAAAGAUGAUAAGUGGUGGAAUCCUGAACAUAUGAAAGAAGACAGCCGAGACUAUCUGCACUUAUUGAUCCAGAUAUUUGAGGUUAUUAUUGAUGGUGCUGAGGCCCUUCACUUCAGAGUUCUGAUGAAACUUUUCUUAAAGGUACAUUUAGAAGAUGUUUUUGAAUUAUUCAAGUUCUUCUCACUUUUAUGGACCUAUAACUAUAGCAUUUCAAAUCCUCUCAACUAUACUGUAAAGACAGUACUACAGACUCAAGCUCUUUACAUAGGACGUGCAAUGCUAUCAGCCCAGGAUGCACAGAAGAAAAAAUACCUGGCAUCCACAUCUUCUCCAGUGGUGACAUGUCUACUCAUAAACUUGGGAAGUCCUAUAAGAGAAGUACGAAGGGCUGCCAUUCUGUGCCUUCAAGCCCUACAUGAAGUAGAGUCUCCAUUUCAUCCAAUAAUACAGCAUCUAGUCCAAAAAGAAGAGGAGAUUAUUUCAGAUGCUACUUAUAUAGCACAGGAUUUGAAUACUUUAUUUGAGGAUCUACAAAUAGGAAAAAAGCCGAAAUCUCACCAGAAAUUGUCUGAAGCUUUAAAACAUCUGCUAUAUUGUGUACAUAGUUGUCCAUCCUAUAUUGCAAAAAAUUUGAUGAAAAUCCUUCAGGAGGUCAAUAGUGAGAUGGUGCUUUCUCAGCUGUUGUCCACAAUUGAUCAGUUGCUGGAGAAAAUCCUAAAGGAACCCUCUACAAUACUGAAGGAUGAAGUUAUCACUUUGCACCUUGCCCUUGGGAAGUACAAUGAGCAUUCAGCUUCCCUCUUACAUAAGGACCCUCAGAGUUUAGAUGUAUUUAUAAAAGCUGUACAGACAACAAAGGAAAUCUUCAAAGGGAUGCCAACAUUCCAGAUCAUUGCACUUGGAAAGAUUACAAAACCUUUCUUUGCUGCUAUAUCAGAUGAGAAAGUUCAACAGAAGCUUUUGGGAAUGCUGUUUGAUUUACUUUUGAAUUGCAAAAAUCCACUCUGUGCACAGACCGUUAGCAGUGUUUUUAAAGCAAUUUCUGUUGAUGCUGAACAGAUUCGACUAGAACUAGAACUACCAGAGAAAGCCAAAUCCCUGGGUACAGUUCAGCAAACAAGAAGGCAGAAAAUGCAACAGAAAAAACAACAAGAUGCAGAACCUGUACAGGAUCUUGGCAAUGCUUCCUGGCAGAGAGUGACUCUCAUCUUAGAAUUACUACAGCACAAAAAGAAACUCAAAAGUCCUCAGUUAUUAGUGCCAUGUCUCUUUAAUUUGCUCUCCAGGUGUCUUGAAACUUUGCCUCAGGAGCAGGGAAAUCUGGAAUAUACCAAACAGCUAAUUCUUAGCUGUCUUCUCAAUAUCUGCCAAAAACUCUCCCCAGAUGGUUCUAAGAUCCCUAGAGGUGUUCUUGAUGAAGAAAAGUUCAACGUAGAGUUAUUAGUUCAGUGUGUGCGGGUUUCAGAGAUGCCUCAAACGCAUCACCAUGCCCUCUUGCUUUUGGGUGCUGUUGCUGGAAUCUUUCCUGAUAAAGUUUUACACAACAUUAUGCCCAUUUUUACAUUCAUGGGAGCCAAUGUUAUGCGCCUUGAUGAUACUUAUAGCUUUCAAGUUAUCAGCAAGACUGUGAAAAUGGUCAUUCCUGCUCUUAUCCAGGCAGACAGUAGUGACUCUGCAGAUGUCACAAGAAACAUAGAAGAAGUUGUUGUUAAAAUUAUAAAUGUGUUUGUGGAUGCUCUGCCUCAUGUCCCUGAGCACAGGCGCCUGCCCAUCCUUGUACAACUUGUUGAUACUCUUGGUGCAGAGAAAUUCCUCUGGAUUCUCCUGCUGUUGCUUUUUGAACAGUAUGUUACCAAAACAGUGUUGGUUGCUGCCCAUGGAGAAAAGGAUGCCAUCUUAGAGACUGACACUGAAUUUUGGAUUUCAGUCUCUUGUGAAUUUACUGUCCAGCAACAGCUCCAAAGUUUGAUGAAUAUACUCAGUUACUUAACCAAACUGCCUAAGAAAAAAGAGGGAGAUGAACCCCCCAAAACAUUAUCUCAUAAGCCCAAGUCACAAGAACAAAUGCUACAGGUUUUUAAUGUGGAUACUCACACUAGCAAGCAGCUACGUCAUUUUACAUUUUUGUCAGUGUCUUUCAUGUCUCAACUCUUGGCUUCUCAUAAUUUUAUCCAAAAGGUCGUGGAAGGUGGUGGUGCUAUGGCUUUACAAGGUCUUGAACAGAGAUUACUUGAAUCUGUUCUUGGUUACAUUAAUUCUGUGGCACAGUCUGUAGAGGAAAAUGCAGACAAAUUAACUGCAAAGUUUUGGCGAGCACUCCUCAGUAAAGCUUAUGAUAUGCUGGAUAAGGUUAAUUCCUUAUUGCCUACAGAAACCUUUAUUCCUGUGAUUAGAGGACUGGUUACUAACCCACUAGCUUCUGUCCGUCGUAAAGCAAUGGACCUCUUAAACAAUAAGCUACAUCAGCACACAAAGUGGAAAAAAGGACAAGUGGCCCUUUUCUUGAAACUGGUUCCAGAUCUCUUGUCUAUUGCACAGCAUAAAAUAAAAGAGAAAGAAGAAGAACAAGCCAUUAACAGACAGACUGCCUUGUACAGUUUGAAGUUACUGUGCAAAAAUUUUGGCACAGAAAAUUCAGAGACUUUUGUCCCUGUAUUGAGUGCAGCCAUUAACCUUAUCAAUCCUGAAAUGAAGGAUGAGAAGAAUGUAUUGGGAAGUGCUUUGUUGUGUAUAGCUGAAGUCACGUGUGUCCUGGGAGCAGUGGCAAUACCUCAUCUUCCCAGACUUAUGCCUGCAUUACUGACUACACUGGAGAAUACCAACGAGCUGGUCUCAAGUGAGAUUUACUUGCUAAGUGCAUUGGCAGCCCUUCAGAAAGUUGUUGAAACUCUUCCACAUUUUCUCAGUCCAUAUCUGCAGGGUAUUUUGAUGCAGGCAAUUCGUUGGGAGGUGAUUACUAAGGAGAUGGGUUCUACUUCCCAGGCUAAUCUCCGGGUAACAUCCUUGAAAGCAACAUUGGCUACUACACUUUCUCCAAGAGUCUUAUUGUUAGCACUCAACACAGUUUAUAAGCAAAUUGGGACAAACUGGAAGAGUCGAAUAGGUCCAUUUAUGAGCAUCCUUCAGGAGCACAUUGCAGUAAUGGAGAAGGAGGACCUCAACUCCCAUCAGUCUCAAUUAACAUCAUUUUUCUUAGAAGCCUUGAAUUUCAGAGCAGAACAUUGUGAGGAUAACCUAGAGGAAGUUGGUCAAACUGAGAGUUGUAUAAUUAACUGUUUGGUGAGCAUGGUUAUGAAACUUUCUGAAGUUACUUUCAGACCCCUCUUCUUUAAGUUGUUUGAUUGGGCCAAAACAGAAGAUGGUGUAAAGGACAGGUUGCUGACAUUCUGCAAUUUGGCAGAUUGCAUUGCUGAAAAACUGAAAGGCCUUUUCACUUUGUUUGCUGGCCAUUUAGUGAAACCCUUCGCCGAAAUUUUGAAUCAGAUCAACAUCUCAAAAACAGAUGAAGCCUUUUUUGACUCUGAAAAUGACCCAGAAAAGAGCUGUUUGUUACUGCAGUUUAUAUUGGAUUGUCUGCACAAAAUCUUUCUCUUUGAUACUCAGCAUUUUGUAAGCAAAGAGAGAGCUGAAGCCUUGAUGAUGCCUCUGGUGGAUCAGCUUGAAAACAUGCUUGGAGGAGAAGAGACAUUCCAGGAAAGAGUGGCAAAGCACCUGAUACCAUGUAUUGCUCAGUUUUCUGUAGCAAUGGCAGAUGACUCUCUUUGGAAGCCAUUAAACUACCAAAUUCUCCUUAAGAUGCGGCACACAUCACCUAAGGUUCGAUUUGCUGCCUUGAUUACUGUGUUAGAGCUGGCUGAAAAGCUAAGGGAAAACUACAUUGUGCUCCUCCCUGAAUCCAUUCCUUUCUUAGCAGAGCUCAUGGAAGAUGAAUGUGAAGAAGUGGAAAAUCAGUGCCAGAAGACUAUUCAGCAACUGGAAGUAAUUUUGGGAGAGCCGCUCCAGAGCUAUUUCUAAGAAUCCUUUUUUUGUGGCUCUGUCCUCUUUGUUUAGAGUUCAGGACUUCUCUAUUAUGCUUGUAUCUGUGAACAUCCAAGAUCCAUCUUAUUGGUGCCUUAACUAGCCACUUGAAAUUAAAAUUUUUCAUGAGCUGUUUUUUUUUUAAGUAUUUCUUCAGUUCUUUUGAUUUGUAUUAAUUUGUAAUACUUCGUCUGACUAUACAUAUUUGCAUAAAGAAUUAAAUGAAAUGUUUUUAUAUCAAA